This is a messenger RNA of Rhipicephalus microplus (southern cattle tick), 3577 nucleotides long. Its product is annotated as atrial natriuretic peptide receptor 1-like. The record is from RefSeq and is a predicted model, not a curated record. Gene Ontology annotation, biological process: receptor guanylyl cyclase signaling pathway; cGMP biosynthetic process; protein phosphorylation. Gene Ontology annotation, molecular function: adenylate cyclase activity; ATP binding; guanylate cyclase activity. Lineage: Eukaryota; Metazoa; Arthropoda; Arachnida; Ixodida; Ixodidae. Gene Ontology annotation, cellular component: plasma membrane.
UUCGAGCGGGGCGUGCCGGUGCAUUUGCCUCCCUCAUGGAUCGCGUCCAAAAAGUUGCUUCGUCUCACCGCACGGCCACUGCGGACUUAUUGCGGCUUUACCUCGCGCCGUCUUUGCGUCCUAUUCACCGCUAUGCUUCUACUACCGAGUGCCGCUUCAUCCACUGAGUACGUUGUCGGGGUCAUCAUGGUGUCGCGCUCGGAGGAGAACCGCUUCGACAUCCAGCGCAUCGGUCCGGCCAUCGACAUCGCGGCUGAAGAGACCUGUCGUCACGUGUACGGUACAAAACUCCAGCUCCUCCAGGCCUACUAUCCGCACCGAUGUUCGGCCCGCUUCGCCAUCGGCAGGGCUACGGAUCUUGUCCAGCGGGUACCGCGCGUCAGCGCCUUUGUGGGACCGUCGUGCAGCAGCGACCUGUACAUCGUCGAGAGCUUCGCCGGCUACCGACACAUCCCUAUCGUCACGGGCCUCGGCGACAGCUUCGAGAGGACCCCGAACCAGACGUCGACACUCAUACGGACGUCGUACGUGCUCAGGGACAAGGCGAGGGCCAUACUGGCCUUCCUGGGCCACUUCGAUUGGCGACGGUUCGGCAUCGUGUACCGCGACCGCAACGUCUAUUACGAGUCGCUGUUCAACGAGUUGAGCGAGCUCGCCGAGGGCCUCAACAUGAGCAUCACCUGCAAGCGACACUUCCUCCGCAACGAGAAGACUAAGGUGGUCAUGUCCGAUCUGCGCGCCAUCAUGGCUGACAUUAAGGAAUGCGCAAGGAUCGUGGUCCUGCUGACUGGCGAGAAGGAGGUUCGCACGAUGCUGGAGCAUGCGCAGGAUUUGGGAAUGACGUCAUCCGGCGAGUAUGCCUUCCUCUACCCGGAGCUGUUCCAGGGAGAGGCUGCCGGGAACAUAUCGUGGUCCAAGGAUGUUGACGAUCCAGAGCGGCGUGUGCGACUUCGAGCGGCGUUCGAGUCACUGAUGAUCAUCAGCCUGAAUCAGCCCGUGUCGGACGAGUACAUGCGUUUCUCCAACGAGGUUAAGCACCGCUCACGUACACAGUAUCAGUUUCCCAAUUACAUGGAACGAGUGGUAAACUACUUCACAGCCAGUUUUCACGACGCCGUGGUGAUGCUCUGCAAAGCCAUUAACGAAACAGUGGCCAGUGGCCUGGAUCCUUACGACGGGGACAACCUAGUGAAGAAAAUGCGGAACGCGAGCAUAAAUGGUGUCUCGGGCAGGGUCGUGAUUGACAUGAACGGAGAUCGAGUGGCCGAUUAUGCUCUCCUGGACCAAGUUGACCCUUCGACAGGGCAUUUUGAUGUCGUACUACAAUAUUUUGGAGCCAACCAAAGCUACCAGACGGUGAAUGCGAUUCAUUGGCCUGGGAAGGGUCCACCAGUGGAUGUCCCAUAUUGUGGAUUCGACGGCAAGGAUCCUAAGUGUUUAAAAACUGAGGACUUCCCGUUUUUCGAAACCGUAAUAAUUUCUGCAUUAGUGUUCCUGAUAAUCAUGCUCAUCUGUGCAUUUCUCAUUUAUCGCAAAAUGCAGCUGGAAAGUGCCAUCGCCAACAUGUCAUGGCGAAUCAGAUGGGAGGAAAUAACCUUCACGCGCAACCAGCGGAGCAGUUGGAUGAUGAGCCGGCUAUCCAUAACAAGCGCGAUGUCCACUAAGAUGGAAAAAGGCUGGGUGCACUGGGCUCCAGAUCUGCGAGACAGCGCCUUUAUGGAAGCGGCCGCCAAAGCCAACGAGCAGCAGUUCAUCCUGACGGGAUCUCUCAAGGGUAUUGUGGUGUCCGUCAAAAAGUUACCUCAUCAGAAAAGAAUUGAACUCACCAGAAGUGUCCUCAUCGAACUCAAACAGAUGCGAGAAACGCAGCAUGAAAAUAUAGCGAGAUUUGUCGGAGCCUGCAUAGAUGUGCCAAAUAUUGCCAUCAUCACAGAGUAUUGUCCGAAGGGCAGCUUGCAGGAUGUAUUGCACAACGACUCCCUCCGACUGGAAUGGCUCUUCCGGUACUCCUUAAUCAACGACAUUGUUAAGGGCAUGAGCUACCUGCACAGCAGCGAGAUCGGCACGCACGGCCGACUCCGCAGCUCCAACUGCCUGGUGGACAGUCACUUCGUGCUCAAGCUCACCGACUUUGGCCUGCCUACUUUUCGUAAAGACGAGACUUACAGCCCAUUCGUCACAGAGGGAUCUCAGAAAUUCUUGUGGAAGGCGCCCGAACUCCUGCGGCUCAAGCAGUGUCCAUCGGGAGGAACUCAAAAGGGCGACGUCUACAGUUUCGGCAUCAUUCUGCAAGAGAUUAGUCUCCGAGAGGACGCAUUUUAUCCACACUGCGAUCGCAUGGAAAAUGCAGAUAUGCUAGCACGGGUUAUGUCCCUGGAGGACCCACCAUUUCGACCGAUUGUCGAGAAGGAUGCCUGCAUCUGUGAGCUUCACCAGCUGAUGACGCGAUGCUGGGCCGAGGACCCUGACGAUCGUCCCAGCUUCAACCAAAUCAAGGUCCACAUGCGAGUCAUCAACCGGGGCUAUCACGGAGAAGUGAACAUCAUGGACAACAUAAUGGCUCGCAUGGAACAGUACGCCAAUGAGCUGGAGGUACUGGUUGAACAAAGAACGGCAGCGUUUCUUGAGGAGAAGCGGAAAUCUGAGGAACUUCUGUAUCAAGUACUGCCAAGGUCCGUUGCGGAACAACUGAAACGCGGCAAAGCCGUGAUUCCAGAAUUGUACGACAGCGUCACGAUAUACUUCAGCGACAUAGUUGGGUUCACUUCCAUGUGUUCAUCAAGCACACCAAUUCAGGUUGUAGACUUCCUGAAUGACUUGUAUACAUGUUUUGACGCAGUCAUCAGCGACUUCGACGUUUACAAGGUAGAAACCAUAGGGGACGCUUACAUGGUUGUGUCUGGGCUUCCAGAUCGCAAUGGCCACAGCCACGCCCGGGAAGUGGCCCGCAUGGCGCUCAGUCUGCUGCGCGCCAUACGAAACUUUCGAAUCAGGCACAGGCCUGACGACACGCUCAAGCUGAGAAUCGGCAUACACACCGGUCCUUGUUGUGCUGGAGUUGUAGGGCAGAAAAUGCCCCGUUACUGCCUUUUCGGAGAUACUGUCAACACUGCCUCGAGAAUGGAAUCGAAUGGAGAAGCGCUGCGUAUUCACGUCAGCCCCGAUACCAAGACGGUCCUUGAGAGGUUCGGGACGUUUCACUUGGAACCACGAGGAGGCAUCGAGAUAAAGGGCAAAGGCUUGAUGCACACUUACUGGCUUCUCGGCGAGCACUCCAAAGACCUACGAGUCUUGGACGGUGUCAAGAAGGUCAUGAUUUGAGACGCCAGCUCGUCACCGCGCCACCUUGUGCUAGUCAAAGUGAUCUGCGACCACGUUUGUCUUCUGCAACUACUCGGUGGGUUGACCAAACGCCUGGUGUGACAUGCCUACCAGCUGGCGACGGACGUGUGACGUGAACAUACCUGGAAUACCUCACUUCUGUUAUUCGUGUGUGGCGUUAACGGCACGUCGGACGUUCUCCUGCUCUAUGUGUCAGCUGAGUUAUUCACGCGAAAGAUGGCUGUGCUGAAACCAA